Molecule: messenger RNA, 4631 nt
Organism: Lepisosteus oculatus (spotted gar)
Lineage: Eukaryota; Metazoa; Chordata; Actinopteri; Semionotiformes; Lepisosteidae
Gene: dnajb14
Product: DnaJ heat shock protein family (Hsp40) member B14
Biological process (GO): cellular response to misfolded protein
Cellular component (GO): endoplasmic reticulum membrane
Molecular function (GO): Hsp70 protein binding
Source: RefSeq, a predicted model, not a curated record
UUCCACCAACAGCCGGCGAGUGACACUCAAGUGCGGCUGUCAGUGUCGGCGUGAUCAGCUGAGCUCUCUAGCUCGGGAGGAGGAAGAGGAAGAAAGAUGGAGUCGAAUAAAGACGAAGCUGAAAAAUGUAUCCAGUUAGCUAGGAAAGCUUUCGAAGCAGGGGACAAGGAAAGGGCAUUAAAAUUUCUGAACAAAGCAGAGAAGCUGUACCCGACCGAAAAAGCAAAAGAGCUGCUGAAUAUGUUUAACAGAAACGGGAGCUCAUAUGGGCCCAACCGCAGGAAACCAGCGGACAGCACUAACGGUGGAUCUAAACCGGAGAAGGAGAGCAGUAAUGCUGCAGGAUCUGGAGAGAUGGCCAAGACCUACACAAAAGAGCAGCUGGAGGGAGUGCAGAGGAUAAAGAAAUGCAAAGAUUACUAUGAAGUUCUGGGCAUAAGUAAAGAGGCCAAUGAAGAUGAACUGAAAAAAGCCUAUAGAAAACUGGCACUGAAGUUUCACCCUGAUAAGAACCAUGCUCCUGGAGCCACGGAGGCCUUCAAAAAAAUCGGUAAUGCAUAUGCAGUGCUCAGUAACCCCGACAAGAGAAAGCAGUAUGACCUGACUGGGGGAGAGGACACUACGAGCAGUCCCCAGGGACGGGGAUUUGACUUCCACGGGGGCUUCGAAGCCGACAUCACCCCUGAGGACCUCUUUAACAUGUUCUUUGGGGGAGGAUUUCCUUCAAGCAGCACACACACAUUUGCUAAUGGCGGAGCACGAUACAGCCAGCAGUAUCAGAACAACAACAGGAGAGAGAGAGAAGAGGAGAGGGGUGAUGGAGGAUUUUCAAUGUUCAUUCAGUUGAUGCCUAUCGUUGUCCUGAUUCUUGUGUCCAUUCUAAGCCAGCUUAUGGUCUCCACUCCGCCUUACAGCCUCUAUUCUAGACCGUCUACUGGGCAAACAAUUAAAAGGCAGACAGAGAACCUACGUAUAGAAUACUAUGUCUCUAGGGACUUCAAGUCAGAAUACAAGGGGUCGGCUCUACAAAAGAUAGAAAAAAGUGUGGAAGAGGACUAUGUUUCUAAUAUCAGGAAUAACUGCUGGAAAGAGAGGCAAACAAAGACAGACCUCCUCUAUGCUGCCAAGGUUUACAGAGAUGAUCGUCUGCGCAGGAAGGCUGAACUCAUGACCAUGGAAAACUGUAAAGAGCUGGACAGACUAAACGACUUGUUCCGGGGAGGAUGAGUCUUCCCAGCUGAGACUCUUGUUUUCAGAAUGAUAUAAAUAUAUAUAAUUUUUUAAAAAAGAAAACAUGAACAUCAAAUCAAAAACUAGCCUUACUGUGGAAAUACUUCUAAGUCACAUCAACAGUGCUCCUUGUUUCCUCUACUUUUCCCCCCCAAUGUCCCCUAAGAAAUUGCCUUGCUGCAUCAUUAUUGACCAAAAUUAAAACACAGCCUGGAAGCACCAACAAGCAUCUCCACUGUUUUUGCAUGAAAGACAGCUGCUCCCAGAGGGGACUGUAAAGGAAGUUUGGAACAACCUCAGCACUGACUUGGUACAAUGUUUCUUACCGCGACAGACUUCUUUUCAUUCCAACUCGUGUGCUAAAUGUCUCAUUUAAGUUUUUGUGUGUUUUUUUUUCCAGCCAUGCACUUUUUUGCAGCUCUUAGCUUCCAGUCUUAGUCCGCAGAGUCCACUAUUCUCUGCCCUUGAAAUGUACCAGUCACCUCCUGGGUAAGGAUCAAAUAUGUGAAGUGCAGAAGGAUAAAGUUCUGUAUAGAUGAAGUACUUAGGGAACAUGACUGCAGAUUCCACACGGGAAAUGUUAGCAUAAUUUAAGUCAUAUCUUCCAAGAAGAAAAGAUUUUAACAUUGAAUAUCAUUUGAUGAUUGAAUGCGUGAAAUAUUUAAAUAUUUGUAGAACAGGUUUUAUCUUCAUGACCUUUAUUUGAAUAAAGUUUAAAUUAUUAUUGAAAGUUGUUUAUAUUUCUCAGAUCUAUCUUAAAUUACAUAUAUUGUAGAUACCUAAUACAUUCAGAUAAUACAUGCCUUUCCUCUAAGAAGUAAGCAGCUAAUGUUUUAUUUCUACUUAUUGUAUUAGGAGAGUUUCGUCAUUAGCACUUUCCUUGUUUUUCAGGGUGUGCUAAGGAAAUGAAGUGUUGUUCCCAUUCUGUUCUUUUUUAACCUAUCAGAUAAGCUAAUAUACAGUACAUUUGAUUAUACUCACAAUGAAUUUUAUUUAAGUGCUAACUUCUUAUUACGAGUGAUACUACCCAAAAGAAGCAAAAACUGGAAUUCAGGUAGCCUAGUGUGCUAACAUUCUAUGCAGGAUAAGAGCUUAAAGUCCACUCAGUCACCAUGCAGCUGUUCAGGUGGCUGAAUUAGGAUUGUGCCAGGAGUGAUACUAAAAUGUUUGUGCAUUGCAUAGCUACUGUUGAACUCCAGAAGGUUUGCUCUUUGUGUUGCAUUAAUAUGUUUACCGUAUAGGAAAUGUUUGCAAAGAAAUAUUCCUAUUGACUAUUCUUUAAUUACUUCCUAUAUCCCACUGAUGCAUUCUUUAGGUGUCUGAAAUAUGUAAGACUGAAGAGAUCAAUUUACAAGACCCAUAAUGCUAUCAUUAAUUGGCUUCAAUGGGUGAUGUGACGUUGACUAGGUUUGUAGAGUUGAUUUGAUCUCAUUGUGGCAAUAGCCGGAUGAUUUGUCCACAAGUGUGUCCAGCAGAAUAUGCAGUAAUUUACAUUUGAAAAUGGAUAAGUGCAGCUUUUGUUCAAAGUAGAUAUGUUGUGAAGCAUGAUUAAUACCUAAUAAAAUUAAAUCCUGCUUUGGUAGCAAGCUACUGUGGUAGGGAAAUGUACUUUCAUUACAAAGAAAUUCUAUCAGCAAUUACUAUUUCUAAAACUGUUUUAUGCACCAUACACAGUGCAGGAUAUUUUCAAUUAACUUUGAUCUUCAUUGGAAAAAAAACGUUUUUUAAUUUGUUGUUAUGCUAUGUGUAAUCAAAAGCAUUAAAAAAAAUUAUUGUUUGAAGUCUUUGAUAGGGAAUUUGAGAGGAUUAUUUGAAUUGCUAAAUUACUAACAUGGAAUGUUUGUUGCACAGUACAGUAUGAAAUCUUAUUGUGUCUAUUGUUUGAAGCCUGCUUUUGUUUAAAAAUGCAUUAUGUGAAGUUUUUAUGAAGGUGUUUCAGGUGUUCAGGUAUUUUUAAAUGGAUUUUUGGCAUUUCAUUAAUUUAUUUUUGUCCAUUUUCAAAGUGCUGUGAGUUUUGACCUUUGAAGUUAAUGUUAUACGUUAGCUGAUAGUGAACAUUUCAAUGAAGGCUUUUAUCUUGUACUUUAAUAUCAGAAUUGGUGCUUAUAAGAAUUUGAUAAUUCUUUAUCAAAGCCAAGUUAUUUAAGAAUGGCUUUUGUUUUUGAUCACGUUUUAUUUUAUAAUUGGCUACAUCCUAAAUUUUUUAUUUUAACUAUAAAUAUUAACUUUAUAAUUCUUGAAAACAGUUCAUCAUGAUUGCUGCCAUUAUCCCAUAGAGACAAAAUAAUACUAUACUUUUAUUAUGUACUUUCCUACAUAUUCUGCUUUUACCUGAUUUUAUCUGUAAUACUCCAGACCAAUGUGAAUUUCAUGUUGCUGUUACUGUUCCCUUGUAAUUCCACUCUAAGAACCUGCUCAGGCUAUUUUCUUGCAGUUCACUAAUGGGAAACUACUGUAUAAGAGGUGGGCAGACUCUGGAUAAUAUUACAGACCCAUCUGUCACUAUGGUCAUUUUAGGAUUACAACUAAUCCCGUUCACAAAUAUUCUUCUUCUUCUGGAUAUCCACCAGGAAUCUCUGCAUUGCUGUGAAGACUAUCAGUAGGGCUAAUUCAGUUGUAAUAGCUGUAAUCUAUAGCUAUUAACAAGAUGGAACCAGGAACUAUUUAAUAAAGAAUGGUAUCGCAGCCCAGUUUCUGUGAAGGUUUUGAAGAACAUUUUCAAAUGAAUGUAUUCUGUAUGCCUUUUCCAAGUACCACACUUGUUUCUUGAAAAGUAGGCAUUCUUAUGGAUUGUUUGUGUUGGGUUCCUUUGGUUACAGAUAAGAAGAAAUUCCACAAUCUAUUGAAAUGAGUAGCUUUAAAUAAUUUCAUUAGUACGCAUGCUCAUUUUAAAAUUUUAAACAUUAAAAAAACAUUAAAUAAAUCAUUGAUUGAUGUAUUUAUUUUUAUUUAAAGCAGCUACUCUUUAAUUUAAUCCAGUUAUUGAGAAAAAAGUUUAUAUUAACAUUUUUUGUCAAAAGCAUGUCAGAAUACUAGAACACUAGAAAUCUAUUAAGGUACAGUGAAAAUCAUUACAUUCAACACUGUAGAAUUAUUUUAUUUUUUCAUAUUUUUGCCAUUUAAAUGUAUUGCAUGUUUAUUAGUUGAAGAACACAUUUUAGUUCAUUUCGUACUAAAUCUGAAAGAGAACUGUGAUCAUUCAAGUCCAAACCUGUACUUCACAACAUUGGUAAAGUUGUCUCAACAAACAAGUCUUACUUUAUCAUCAUCGCCUCUGUUGUACUCUCAGUACUGCAAUAAUAAUCUCACAUCUUCCAGAAUAGUUUUCUGAUUGUAAGACCUGUUUCAUGUAUUGAAUCCCUUGGACAAAUGUGGAAAUAAAUAUUCUGUGUGUGGAAACA